Molecule: messenger RNA, 787 nt
Organism: Paramecium sonneborni
Lineage: Eukaryota; Ciliophora; Oligohymenophorea; Peniculida; Parameciidae
Source: the annotation of a GenBank genome assembly
UCAACAAUUUAAAAGCAGAUUAUUUUUAUUUAGGAUUAUUAAAUAUAAUAUAAUGGCAGAUAAAUUGUUGUUUGGAUAUUGGGGAAUCAGAGGACUUGGUUAACCAUGUAAUAAUUUAGAAUAAUUUUAGUGAGAUAUUAUUUGGAAUACCUUGGUUUACCAUUUGAAGAAAAAAGAUACUUGAAACCAGAAGAAUGGUUUGGUGAAGUUGCCUAGGCUCCAUUAAAUAAUGAAGUUCUUGUGAAUUUGCCUUAUAUAAAAGAUGGAGACAAAUGGGUUUUCGAAAGUGGUGCUCUAUAUGUAUAUUUGGCACACAAAGCCAAUAGAGCUGAUUUAUUAGGAACAACUCCAGAUGAAUAAGUUACUCUUGCUUAGACAAAAGGAGUAAUUUAAGAUAUACUUAAAGUGUUCUUUACAUUAAUUACAUUCACAGAAGAAUAGUAUGCUGCAUAAAAAGAAGAAUUUUUCAAAACAGAAAUUCUUUGGCUUAUAGAAAAGUUGAAUGCCUUUUUAGGAGGUAAAACAUGGGCUGCAGGAAACAAUUUAACUUAUGUUGAUUUCUUACUUUUUGAAAUAGAAGAAACGUUAAAAGCCUUCAACUUAGAUGUCUUUAAUUCAUAAGCAAAUAUUAAGAAACAUCAUGAUGAAUUUUCUAAUCUCCCUUAGAUUAAGGCUUAUUUGGCAUCAGAUAGAUUCAUUGCAGGACCAUUCUAUCCACCUGGCAGAUUCAGAUGGGGUUGAUUAAUAAAAUAUAAUAACAAAAAUAUUAAAGUCAUUCAUAUUUUUU